UAGCGGUGUCUGUUUAGUUUCGCCAUGUUGGAAUGGAGAGUGGCUGAUCGGUGUCACAGUUUUCUUGUUUUCUAUUCAAAAUCCCAAGAAAAUGGAAGAAACUAAAAUUAUAUAUCACAUAGACGACGAAGCGACACCUUAUCUAGUUAAAUUACCCAUUGCUCCCGAACGUGUAACUCUAUGCGAUUUCAAAAAUGUGCUCAACCGGCCGAACUACAAGUUCUUCUUCAAGUCAAUGGAUGAUGAUUUUGGAGUGGUGAAGGAAGAAAUUAUUGAAGAUGAUGCUCACCUACCUUGUUUUAAUGGCAGAGUUGUAUCCUGGUUGGUCAGUGCAGAAGGGAGCAAUGUAUCCGAUGGGACCUCCCAAUGUACAGAAAGUGCUGAACAUUCAGACGGGAAAAAUCAAACUGAUCGUCCCAAACCAGAACCAUCAUUGCCACCGCUGAAUCUGAUGCCCCCUGCAAGUGCACCAGAAGAUCUAACAUGUACAGAAACAGAAUCCAUAAUAAGCUCCCGACCAGGGCUGCAUACUUUACAUAAAGAACCUGCAAGGCAACUCAUGAAUAAAUAUGAAAAAUAUCAGUAUCACAAUGGAGUUGGUUUAAACGGUCAUUCUAAACACCGAGGGUACGAGUCUUCAAUGCUAAGCUCAGAUAUAGAAACCACAAGUUUUUUAGAAUCUGAUGACGAUGCCUCAAGUCGAAUCACAACAACUACUGGGCGUCAUACAAAUAUCACACUAGAUUCCAGUAGUGUAGCAUCCAGAUGUCCUCAGAAGCGAACGCAGAGAAGGAGGCGACACAGACUGCAGCCUGCAGCAAUGUCACGAACAUCUUCGUUCUCUAGCAUUACUGACUCCACAAUGUCUUUGAAUAUUAUUACUGUCACCCUGAACAUGGAUACAGUGAAUUUCCUAGGUAUAUCGAUAGUUGGCCAAUCAAAUCAAGGUGGAGAUGGAGGAAUUUACGUUGGCUCGAUCAUGAAAGGUGGAGCCGUAGCUUUAGAUGGAAGAAUUGAGCCCGGAGACAUGAUUUUACAAGUAAAUGACAUUAAUUUUGAAGAUUUGUCAAAUGAUGGUGCUGUUCGUGUCCUGAGGGAAGUUGUCCAAAAACCUGGACCUAUCAAAUUAGUCGUAGCCAAAUGUUGGGAUCCAAAUCCAAAAGGUUAUUUUACUAUUCCCCGAACAGAGCCAGUGAGGCCCAUCGAUCCUGGAGCAUGGGUUGCUCACACUGCUGCUAUAAGAGGACUGUGCGAGUAUCAAAAUUUAAAUUCCAAUGAGCUUCAUACAAAUCCCGGAGGAGAGUAUCCUAUAGAACCUCUGAGACCUCCGUCCGUUAGUACACUAACAUCCACUAGUUCAUCCUUAACUUCAAGCAUUGCUGAAACAGAAAAACAUCUAGAGGAUCCAGUAUUAACAGUAGAUACGGAUAUGUUAACAAUAGUCAGAGUUAUGGCCAAACCAAAUUCUGGACUCGAAAUUCGAGAUAGGAUCUGGCUCAAAAUUACUAUACCGAACGCUUUUAUAGGUGCUGAUGUUGUGGACUGGUUAGCAACACAUGUGAAAGGUUUUGCUGAUCGAAGGGAUGCCAGAAAAUACGCAUCACAGAUGUUGAAAGCUGGUUACAUAAAACACACUGUAAACAAAACUACCUUCUCGGAACAAUCUUAUUAUAUAUUCGGAGAUUUCCUGUCAAGCGCUUUAUCUAGUCUAAAAUUGGGCGAUGAGCUGGAUCGAGAUACAGUUGGACCGUUACCGCACCCAGGUGGCUCUCAGUGGGACUCAUCAACGAUGCCGUACGCCAACACUUACCUUCCACAAUCAGUCGCCGGUUACACACCUUUGCCAUUUAAUUAUACGAGUAGUGAUCCAACAUAUGCCUACGCUUGUGAAGAAAGUAUUCACAGUGGAUCAGGAAGUAGCAAUGGCUCAGAGCGAUCCCGUAUUCUCCAAUCAAAUACAGGAGUGAUGAACCCCCCACCCUUACCACAAACUCUGAAAGGGCGAGGUGGAAGCUCUGGUGGAAGUGAGUCAGGAGUUGAAAAAACUGGUGAUCACAGGUCACGGUCGAGUGGGUCUGACUCGAGGUCCUCAGCAGUAACAGCCACAGCAACAAACCCUGAUGACCUCUCUGCCUCAAGGCAGUCGUUUCGAAUGGCCAUGGGAAAUCCUUAUUAUUCCCUAAUAUAGUGUUUAAUGAACUUUUUAACUCAAUUUGUUAAGUUUUGUUAUUAUUACUGUUUUGACAACAGUGUACAAAUGUUGAGUUGUCUAAUUUAAUGAGGAGUUUUGAUCCAAUGUCAGAAACUUGAGAGCAAUAAAGAGUGAGUUUGUUUUCAGAACUCACCUGUAAAUUGGCUUCUUAUUAAGAAAAGCGUUCCUUUUACUGGAGAACACAAAGACGUUUGAAACUCUUCUGCCUCUUUCUCAUCAGUCAUUGAAGUUUCAUUGAGAGGAUUAUUUUUGGCUGUUCUCCAAUUUCCUGCAUACCCCAAGACUCGAUUCAAUUGUAUUCCGAAGUAUCGUUUUCACAAUAUCAAACUUUGAACCAAAGAUGUAAAGUAAGGGAUCAUACUAGAUCCGUAAUCUGUAUUGGAUCAUAAUGGUUCAUGGAACUGUAGUGGUUUUAUCUUUGACCCUUGUAUGGUCAGGAUGUUGGUGACUUUGGCCAUUCCGUGGAUUAAAAAGUCAUCCUUUAAGAUAUUGUUGAUCACAUUGCUUCAGUUUACAAGUGCAAAAAAUUCCAAGGGUUCAUCAGGGAUAUCAAAAGCCAGACUUUUUCCAGAUUGUUGCUAAGUAUCAUGAUAUCGUUGGCCAAAGUGUGAAACCACGUAUCUUUAUUUGCAACGUUGUAGAUUGCCUGUCAUUCUUUAUUUUUCUUCGGAAAACUAAGUCAACAUAAUUUCUUGAAAAUUUCCUUGAUUUUCCUUCUUUGUCAGAGGAAUAUCCUGUACAAAUCUCAAGCUAUGAAGUUGGCCUCUUUCUCUUUGAAAAAGUACAAUUGGAGCUGAAAUUUCGAAACACGGGAAAGGAGGUACAUGGUUUCGCACUUUAGCCAUUGUUAUGAUAUGCACUGUAAAAGCUUUGCAGUUUUCUUUUAAAUUGCUCCCAUUUUUUACUUUUGAGUAAACACAUUACUUAAAUAGUUCAUCUUAUCUUAGCAGCAAAAGUGCCCUUUAAAAUUGUAGCAGACAGCAGACACACCAUUUUGGUCUACGAUAAUACUCCUUGCUGUUAAUUUUCUCCUUCAAUACGUAUUUCUGUUUAGUUGUUGUACUUUGAUUGAAGUACUAACCUCUGUCCUUUUUUCUCCAAAUUUUGUUACGUCCUAGAGAAUAUUUUUCCGAUAAGUAUACGUACUUAAUACUAAUGACUGCUUGUUAAGUUUUCGCUUUGACAGUGUAACUCAUGAAAAUUGUACUAAUUUUCGCUAGAAAUCAUUGUCUCCUCUUCAUUUACUGUAUCGAUAUUCUUGGAGCUUUUGUAUCCAUGCUAUUUCAAUUCUGUUGUAAUACUUCUUUCAUUUAUCUAAGGUAUUGUUGAGACGAUUGACAUUGCACAUUAGCAUGCUUUAAUAUGCUUUGACCCAGAAAAACUAUUACUGAGGCAGCUAUGAGUCUUCUUUUAUAAGAUUUAAUUUUUUUUUCUCCUGGAAGAAUGUAAUCCAUAAAAUUGGAAUAGUGGAGACAAGGUAGCGUUUCAUGAAAUUGAGGAUGAGGGAAUUUUCGCCUGAGGUAAAAAAUCUCUUCUUAUGGGUAAACAGUGUAGUAAAUAGUACCAGUUAGGUAAAAAAUGCCUACCUCGAGGACUCAAUCCAAUAUUUUUUAAACAUAAUGGAUCUGAUUUAACUAAUUUUUGUGAUAGUCUGAACAAAUUUUCAUGCCUGCAUCACGAAGACUUUUGAUAAUAUAUCUCCUAGUUUUUUGGGCCUAAAAAUAUUGCUGUGCCAAAAAUUCCACCAAUCAAGCAAUAUGCAGAAGUGAACUGUUUUUCUUUUUAGAAUAAAUAAUUACGCACUUUAAACUUACGACCGAGGGUAUCAAAGAAACGCAAAAUGUGAUAUACUUCUCAACUGUCCCGUUCCUCCCUGAUGUCUGAUAAUCUUAAGUGAAAUAUUCUUGCCCUUUUAUAUUCAUAAAAAUUCUAUUACUGUGCAAUUUUUAACAUAGUGCCCUGAAAUUACACAACACAUUUUUCUAACCCUACUACUCACCUUUUCUUUUCCACCAACCUCCAUGUUAAUGAGCCGUUAUAUGAACAAAGUGGAGAAUUUCCUCGCUGCUCCCCUCCCCCUUCUGUAUCUGUUUUUUUUUUUUGGAAAGACUGAAAUUUUUUUAGUAUAUUUUUAAGUCUAACUCAAAUUAAUGUCACAUGAAAUUCAAAUCUCGAUGGCUGGCAAACAAUUCAACCCAUCUGCAAACUGACGACUUUAUGGAUGACGAAAAAACUUCGCCAUUUUUUAAUUAAACUUUAAGCUGAAGGAUGAGGCAAAGUUGCAAACUCAUUCUCUUUAAAAUUGUCGGUUAGGCGCUGUUGUCCCUUAAUCAUCGGUCUGAAUCGUAUCAUUCCAAGUGUGUUGUGUGAUUCAUGGGUGCCCUUGCUCAUAGUUAGGCGAAGUGCAACAAAGUUUUUGAUAAUUUUUAAUCCUUACUUCCUCCAUCUUUUGUAAUUUUGUCCGCAAAGUUUUUUUAAAUUUACAAUGGAAGUGUCAAUUUUUCUACAAUUUUGAUAGAAUUCUAAAUAGGUAUAUUUUAACUUAACUUCCUCCUAUCGAUGUCAACUUUGUGUCUCAAAUUUGUAGAAUUUGUACUAACUUGCUUCUAGUUUUCUUUCCUAUUUUUUCUUUUCAUUUACUUGGCUUAUUUUUAAAUUAUAUAGCUUUCUAAUGAUCAUAUUAAAGCCUACAAGGAGAGUAUCAUCUCUUAAUAAAUGUCAUCAUUUAAACAUCAUAAGGAUUACAAUAGUGCAAGUGCCGAAGUGUAUCAUCCGAAAAUAACGGUAUUUGUUUACCCGAUUAUAUAUAACGAGAUUUUCAGGAAGGGUGCCUUGCACAUACUGGAGUGUUCUUAGAUCGCACUGAUGAUUUAUAAAUCUUGUCGGUCCACCUAUGAUAAGUGUUAUUUGAAGUAUAAAAAGUAAACAAAAGGAAGUAAAAAAUUAUCAAAACAAACAUAUCUUUCAAAGACGUUUCUUUAUCCAUAGGUUUUGCUAUGUUCAUUUCUUUUGAUUUAAGAAAUCUUAAACUCCAAGACUGCAAGAAGUCUUCCUGGUUUUAAAUUUCUUUGAGUUUAGUAUUUUUAAUAGCCUUGUAUUGUUUCUUUCAUCUCAUGUUUGUUUUCAGUUGAGUAUGAUCUAUUGGAGCAGAACUUAUAGUCCGUCGCUUCGUUCAUUGCAGCAAGCUUACAACCUACCUUGCUUAUGAUUUGGUGCUUUAUAGCAGGUUUUGACAAGUCAAUAGAUCCGUCCUCGACACUUUGUUAUUUAUCUUGAAUUUUCUUUUCGUCGAUUUUAGUUUUUAUGAUUUACGUAUGACUUCAAUGUGCUAUAAGAUUCGUUACAGGGUAUUUUUUCUUUUCAAUAAUUUAUUUCAUUUUUUUCUCUAUUAGUUUUUAAUUAAAAUUAGAUCAUAUUAGCCUUUCCCACCCUUUUUUUUCAAUAGAAAUGUUUCAAAUAUGAGACUCUAUCAUUAGCUGAUCAAGGAAAAUCAGGCAACUGGAAUUAAUUACUCCUUUUAAAUCAAAAAGAACUAAGAAGAAUCAUGAUCAGCAAUAGUGUCAAACAACUCUUUUUGAGAAAAAUUCAUAGGUUUAUUAUGCAAUUAAGUCUCCGUAAAAAUUGUCUCAACCAGCGUUUUACCUGCUCGAUCAAAAAGUUCACUCCAAGCAAAAGUAUUUAGUCUCAAUACUGCAAUUUUUCUUUCCUUUUUAAUAGUUAGCAAAUCUAGUCUUUAUGAAUGCUAUAUUGUUUUUUCCUCCCGGUCGUUUUUUGGAGUUUUCCGUUUCUCACAACAUAAUUCUAGCAUGACCUUGUGUUAGGAACUUUAUUAGUCUGGGAUUUUAAUGGAACAUUAAAUAUGUAGUUUUUCAGAACUUCAAGUUGUACCAAGUUAUUCACAUUCAAAUAAGACAAAGUUAUGUAGAGCAUAGAUGUUGCGAACUGAACAUUCUUUUUUAAGACUUGUAUUUAUUGUUAUCAGAUGUUUUAGAAUAUCAAAGAAUGUAUCCAGAUUAACUUUCUGAUAUUUAGCCAAGGAACAAGGUCUAUCGACCCAGAUCAGCUUUUAAACCUAGUUGUGUAUGGUAGUUGACGUGUAUUGUCCAGCACACGUUCUCAGAAUCGUGCCUCAGUGUCUUUUAUCGCAAGUUGCUCAUUGAUAUUGAUAAGUUUUACCAAAAUCGGAAAGGAUUUCCUCAUGAAUCUGAUAUCACUUUAAGGGUAUCAGGGAUACAGGUUUCAUUAUCAGUUUUUUACAACAAAUGAACUAAACAAUAGAAAUUUCCGCCUGUUGUCAGGAGGCUACAGGCUUGAGUAUCAUUGAAAUAAAGUGAGCGAGAAAACACCUAAAAUAAAAAAACUUUCACGUCGAAGGAUUCCAAAGGUGGAAUCAUUAGUAGGAUAAUCUAAGUCAAUAGAUUAAAUUGUUAGAGGGCUGAUCUGAGUCUAUGAACCUUGGUCAAGAAAGCUGUUCCUUCUUAUUUCUGUUUUUAAUUACCUCGCUUACUUUACCUACUUAUCCCUCUACUAUGUAUACUCCCAGUUGUUAUUGUUUUGCUAUCGUUGUAAAGCUGCAAAGUAUGACAGUAUCAUAAGCCACUAAGUGUAUUGUUAAUUCUGUACAGUUUGAAUAGAUUUUGUACAAAAUCCUUUUGUAUAGAGUGCGUGCCAAGAUUUAAUAAAUUAUUUUAUAAAAUUUA
Bemisia tabaci is the source of this 6912-nucleotide messenger RNA. RefSeq names its product Segment polarity protein dishevelled (gene dsh). Gene Ontology annotation, biological process: canonical Wnt signaling pathway; intracellular signal transduction. Gene Ontology annotation, molecular function: frizzled binding. NCBI's taxonomy places the organism in Eukaryota, Metazoa, Arthropoda, Insecta, Hemiptera, Aleyrodidae. Gene Ontology annotation, cellular component: cytosol. The record is from RefSeq and is a predicted model, not a curated record.